AGUUGCUUUUUAGUCGUCGUCAAGAGUUGAGGAAAAACAGCAUAUAUAAAAAAAUGCAAACAUCGCAGAAACUCUUGAUCUAUAAUCAAUUCAAUAAAAAUAUAUUUCGAGUCAUAAGAGAACGCUCGACAGUAGCUGCAACAGUUUGUCCAUAUGCGUCACAAACCGAAACAAAUGAAGUAGAAAUUGCGAGAAUUAAAAAUGAAACGACAACAAAAUAUCUUCCGUAUACACAAGUGCCUGGACCAAAGCCUUUGCCGAUCAUAGGAAAUACAUGGAGAUUCGCACCGAUUAUUGGUCAAUUUAAAAUUUCUGACAUUGCCACAAUGUCAUUUUUACUUAAUCAAGUUUUUGGAAGAAUCGUAAAAGUCAGCGGAUUAAUGGGAAGACCAGAUUUACUUUUUGUCUAUGAUUGCGAUGAGAUUGAAAAGUGUCAUCGAAAUGAAGGGCCAACUCCAUUUAGACCGAGCAUGCCAAGUUUGGUUAAAUACAAAAGUGAAUUACGGAAAGACUUCUUUGGUGAUUUACCUGGUGUAGUUGGUGUUCAUGGUGAACAAUGGAGAGAAUUCAGAUCGCGAGUUCAAAAACCAGUUUUGCAGUUAUCAACUGUACGUCGAUAUGUAAAACCACUCGAAAAAGUAACAGAUGAUUUCCUGCAACGGUGCACACAACAUUUAUUAGAUGAAAAAAGUGAGCUCCCAAAUGAUUUUUCCAAUGAAAUUCAUAAAUGGUCAUUGGAGUGUAUCGGACUUGUUGCUCUUGACACACGUUUUGGAUGUUUAGAUGAAAAAUUAGACCCCAAAAGUGAACCACAACAGAUUAUAAAUGCUGCACAAUUUGUACUGCGAAAUAUCGCAAUAUUAGAGCUUAAAGCACCAUACUGGAGAUGGUUCCCAAGCAUUUCACCAAUGUGGAAACGAUAUGUUGCCAACAUGGAUUAUUUUGUCGAAAUUUGCAUGAAAAACAUUAGUAAAGCAACUGAAAGAUUAAAGGCUGGCAGCGAAGGUGCACUUGACGGUGAACCGUCACUAAUUGAACUAGUGCUGAGAGAAGAGAAAAAUGAGAAAUUGGCUACAACGAUGGCUUUGGAUUUAAUUUUGGUUGGCAUUGACACAAUUUCAAUGGCUGUUUGCUCAAUUCUCUAUCAAUUAGCAACGCGACCAGAAGAGCAACAGAAAAUGUACGAGGAAUUGAAGAGAAAUAUUCCAGAUCCAAAUACUCCGCUUACAAUACAAACAUUAGAAAAGAACAAAUACACAAAAGCAUUUAUUAAAGAAGUUCUUCGAGUUUACAGUACAGUAAUUGGUAAUGGGAGGACGUUGCAAAAAGAUACUCCAAUUUGUGGCUACAUGAUUCCGAAAGGUGUACAAGUCGUUUUUCCUAAUCUUGUCGUCGGUGUAGAUGAUGAAUUUGUUUCUGAUGCCAGAGAAUUUCGCCCAGAGCGAUGGAUUAAGAGCCCAGAUAAUGACACAAACCUCCACAAAUUUGCAUCACUUCCAUACGGACAUGGAGCGAGGGUAUAUUGGGAGCAUAUUUAUUUUUAUGCCUGUAAAUUUAAAUUGAUAUUUUUUUUACAGAUGUGUUUAGGAAGACGCUUUGCUGAUUUAGAAAUGCAAAUUUUACUUGCCAAACUCAUCAGAAAUUAUAAACUGGAAUAUAACUAUGCACCACUCAAAUAUGCCAUCACUUUCAUGUAUGCGCCUGAUGGUGACUUGAAAUUUAAAAUGACGCGACGAGAGGAAUAAACGAGUCAAUAUUAUGUUAUGUUUUGUAUGUUCUAUUUGAUUAUAUCUUUAUUUUAAGUCAAUGAGGUAUUUCAUUAUUUGUAUCAUUAAUUUUGCUGUAUUGUCCA
Chironomus riparius is the source of this 1852-nucleotide messenger RNA. Lineage: Eukaryota; Metazoa; Arthropoda; Insecta; Diptera; Chironomidae. The record is from the annotation of a GenBank genome assembly.